UCAGAACGUUUGAGGUCACGAGACGAGAAAUCAGUCAGACGGAACGAUUGCUCGUCAGUCUCACUGCAUUCGCUCGCUAAGUUUACAGCGAAGUGGAAGAAAUGGGUUGCGCCGCGUCUAAAGGUGACAAAUCUGAAUCACACGUAAGUCGCUCUUUCGUUGUAUUCCAAUCGUAAGAAGCCCUGAACCAAAUAUUAUCGCUUGUCCACUGAGCAGCAAGUUAGAACCGUUUUGGAGUUGCAUCGAAACGUCUAAAAACUAUCUCUAACAGCUCUUUCGUUCAUCGCAUAGCACUACAGAAGACUCCAAACACUUCAUUCUCGUGUUGAGCUAUUGUUAGAAACUGUUCACGUUAUUUUGCACAUUGGCUUAAGUGUGUCCUUAAACCAUCUUCACGUUAGAGUGCCGAGAAUCAUACAUCGUUACUGUACCGUAGCUGUACUUUCGCGAUCUUUCGAUCUUCAGAUCUUUAGAAUUGUUCUUAUAGUUAAAAAAACACACACAAAGCAAAAUACGACUCUAUGGCUAAGACAAACACUGCUGAUCGCUUAGCUCCUGUAAAAAGAGAGAGGAGAACGGACAGACGACGGUAAACAGAAAAUGUCACCGAUUCGACAAUUUGAAAUUUUGCUCGUGCUGAGGAAGUGAAGCUGGCGUCUGUCAACAGAGAAGCAGUCGUCUCUAAAUAACAGUAGGAAGUUUAUUUGGUUGCUAUGAAGUUCUUAGAAACUCUCGUGCUUACAUUGAAAUUACCAAGACAAAUAGCCGAUCUACCUUACACGUAUUAUAUAAAAUUAUUUUCAACAGAGUUGAUUGCGAGUUCUUCAGCUUUUCCUUGAGACUCAAGAUAUGCUAAAUAAACAGCCACGUGGAAAUAUUCAACUAAGUGAUUAUAAAUAAAGAUUAUGUGUAAGUUUAUUUCAAUAGUAAAGGGCAAAUAACUUUCUUAUUUUCUUGUUUUCUGUAUAUACAACCUACAAAAGAAAUAUCUUGUUUUUACCUGGAAGAAAUCACUAUGGACUAGUCAUGUUUUGCACUGAUUCGUAAAGGCUGGAUUUAUCUAAUUGAGCCAAAUUAUGCAAUCUUUUAAUGGAUUUGUAUGAAUACGGAGACAAUAAAAUCAAUUAAUUUUUACACAACCUGCCAACCCAUAAGUUAAUUAAUAUGAAUUAUUGCAUCUCUUAUUUUGAACAUUGCAGAGCCUUACUCAAAUGCACGAUGCUGGCCUUUCUCGGUUCAGUACGUUAGGAUAGCGUUCUCUGCACCCAAGACAUGAUUAACGGUUUAAAUCCCUUCGCAGCAUAAAACAGCAAUUUCUUUCCCUGGGGGAAUUUUGUUUCUUGUUUUACGAUAGAAAAAAGUAGUACUGGUAACAGCAAAUGAAUAAUAUCCGUUUUUCUCGCAUAACAAGCACUUACUGAAUUCCUCCUUACAGAAGAACUUAAAAGAUAUAAGUAAGGUAUUGUCUAGAAUAUCUCCUGGGACACGUAGGAAUAUCAUGUUUAAGCUCAUACCUUCGUUACGUAACUAAGCAUAUUUUGUAUUGAACAAAUUAUGCAGUGCCGGUAAAAGAAAAGUACCGCUGGAUAGUCCAAUAAAGCUCAAAGAUAGUCAUUUCAAUUCGACAUCAACAAAUUUGAGUGUUUUUGGAAACAUAUAAAUCACGCACAAGUUUAUUCUGCAAAAUCUUAAAUAGAGGUGAAAAGCGUUUCCACUAAGGGUCACCACACAUACAACUAUUGAAACAAACAGCCGUUUCCAAUGCGGAAAGCAGAAAAUUAACUAUCUUUAAGAGCUAGAGGGAACUCAAAGUAAAAACUAGUGAACUGCGUCUGACGCGCGGGAAAACGCACUCAAAGGCCUCUCAUUGACUCUUGGGGCAUCGACCAGAAGUACAUGAGCUAAGAACCGCGGGGUAUUUGCGUCGUAAUUGCACUUUCUCGCUCAACUACCGAAAGAAAAGUGAUGAAAGAAAUUAGUGAACAAAUAAAUGAAUAAAACAAAAAAAAGGCUUUGAAUGUUGGAGGGUGCAAUUCAGAUUGGCCCCCGAUUGCUGUGAAUGAGGCGCGGGUUCGGCCAAACCCAAAUAAUCGCGGGCCACUUUCGACCAACUGAAAAUUGCUCUAGAACAAUAACUUAAAGCCUAACUAAGGUGGCAGUUGGAACUUAAGUUGUGAUCACAUGGUUCUUUUCUGUUCGGUCGACUUACAGGGGAGGAAUGAGGUCAGUAGUUCGGAACCACCCAACUGGGAUAAGGAAGCUGAUCGACUGCGUGACGCUAUCCAAGGAUUGGGCACCGAUGAAAUUUCCAUAGUUAGAGUCUUGGCCAGAUUGACCAACAGACAGAGAAGGAAAUUGCUGAGAGUGUACAAGGAACGAUUUAAUGAGGUAAAGAGAAAUCAAGGUUUUAAUAUUUAUGCUGAAAAUGUUAAACAAUUCUGGAGUACAGGAAAAAAUGAGGAACGGGGGUCCAGUCAGGGUGUUGGCGUUGAAUAUGUUGAUAUCCCUUCCGUCCGCCUUAAUGCAUUAUUAAGCUGAUUUGCGGUUUUAGCAUAUUCAGAAAAUUCUGUAGAGAAAGAAAAAAACAAACAUGAAGACACUCAAACAAACAAAAGUUUGUAGGCUGCCUACCCUCCGUAAGAUAAUGCGUUUGAACCACUCACUGAUGAAGAGGUUGUUGGAGUAUUUUAGUGAAGUUUGCGCUCGGCCAAGCGACUUAUCUGUAAAUUUUAUUUGAAAAGAAAUUUUAUGUUUUCACUGUCAACAGGAUUUAGAAACUGUGCUUCAAACAGAGCUGAGGGGGGCGGCUAAGACAGUGGUAGAUGCGUUACUGUACACACCUGAGAUGUACAAUGUCACUUCAUUAAAAGAAGCCUUUGAAAGCGAGGAUUACGAUACCGUUGUGUCCAUUAUAAUAUCAAGUAGAAAUGACAGUUUAAUGGACAUGAAGGAAAAGUAUUUUGCUGGUGAGUACAACUGUUUUUUUUAAUUGAAUCCGAAGGUCGUUGACUAUGUUCGGUUCAGAUCAUUUUUAUAUGAUUUGACCUCAUGUUCAUCAAGUACUUGAACAAUGAUUGCAUUUCACGUCCCUUUUGUAAAAAGAUUAAUUAUUUUUCUGACAAAUCCUCUCAGCUACUUACCUUUAUUGGUCUGCAUUAUUACUAUUACAUUCAUUAUUUUUAUCAUCGUCGUCAUCGUCAACAUCGUCUUCUCAAGAGAAACUAAUUAUCUUUAAUAAGAAGAUAGAAUUUUCAUACAAAUUGAGUAAAAUCGUCAAAUCUGUUUAACCUCCUUGUACAGAGUUUAACAAGACAUUAGAAGAUGAUUUGUCCAAGAUACCAGACAAAGAUGUCAGGCAUAUUGUGAUGUCUUUACUUAGUGUCGAUCGAUCUACUGCUGAAAAAAGAGCGAAUAAGGAAGCGGCAAGAAUAAGAGCCACCUUGUUGUUCAAUGAUGGCGACAUUCUGUCUCUGUUGUGCGAAAAAGUUGGCAGAAAUCAACUGAGGGAGACACUGGCUGCUUUUCUGGAGUUGCAUAGAAUCAAUAUUGGACAAUUUAUUGAAGAGAAAUGUUCAACUCUAUCGAAACAAGCGCAGAACACCUUAAAAGAUUGUGGUAAGUACGGAAAUAAUAAUUCGAAUAAGAGAAAUGGCGUACGACGACGGCACCCGAACUGUUCCGAGUCCACUCACGAGCCGAUCGGAAAAGAGCCCGAAUAUUCAAAAGUUUCUGGCUGUUGCUAACGAAAACACCUGAUCAUCAUACUUGGCUUUCAUGCGCAUGUUUGUGGGUCAUGUUUGUACUUGGAGAUUGUUGCCUUGUUAUCUAGAGUUAUGCCCACAUCUGAAUAUCAAAUGACAAAAAAUAGCAAAAAUUUAAAACGUUAAAAACUGUGGAAAGUCGGUGCGGGUUGUGGCCUCAAAUAACGCCUUUCUCUAGAUUACUGUGCGUCGGUCCUCUUGGUUCGGGGAGGAGCGCUGGCUCAUUUCCUGAACAGUGAAGUCUUAGAUUCCCAAAGUUUCUUCCAUGCUUGUAACUUUAACCUGAAACUCACGGAAUAGAGUUUACAUUGAUUGUGCAUCAUUUGCACUCUCCUGUUACCCUCACAGCUUGAUGUCACCGCGACAACAGUAUUAUCAUUAACUUAUUUAUCUAUUUAUUGAGGAAUCUCAUUGUUUGCAGUUUUAUUGAUUGAAAACCCUCCACAAUAUUUCGCAAAGGAAAUGGCAAAGGCUGACGAGCUCAAGAUAUUGAGAAUGAUGGUCUCUAGGUCUGAGGUGAGAGUCUUAAUUUGUGUUCAAGGAGAGAAUAUUUUGAGCUCUAAUAGAAGUUUGUUAGAUGAUAAAAAAGCAAAUAAUGGUUUAAAAAAUGGCAUAUGCACAUCCUUGAUAUAUCUACGAAAGGACGUCCCCGAAUCACAAAGAAAAUAGCCUGCACAUAUGAAGCUGAAUGUUUCAAUUUCUUACAGAUAGACCUUUAUUACAUCAAGAAAGAGUUCCUCAGCAUCUACUCGAGACAACUCCAUGACAGAAUUGACAAGCAGUGUCGCUUUGAUUACGCCAGACUGUUAAUAGUGAUACUGGAAUUGCGUGGACAAUACACUGCGUCAGCUAAGAAGAGAUGA
Messenger RNA from Pocillopora meandrina, 4624 nucleotides. Lineage: Eukaryota; Metazoa; Cnidaria; Anthozoa; Scleractinia; Pocilloporidae. The record is from the annotation of a GenBank genome assembly.